Messenger RNA from Adineta steineri, 204 nucleotides. The record is from the annotation of a GenBank genome assembly. NCBI's taxonomy places the organism in Eukaryota, Metazoa, Rotifera, Eurotatoria, Adinetida, Adinetidae.
AUGGGUUUUAACAGUGAUAAUCUCUUUCGUGAACGUGAUGGAUUUGGACAUCAUCAUCAUCAUCACCAUCAUCAUGGUCACCCGGGAGGAUAUGGAGGUUUUGGUGGAUAUCCGGUAAAUGGAUAUGGGUAUCCAGGGGGCUAUGCUGCUGGUUAUCCAAUGAACGGAUAUGGUCAGAACUAUGGGUAUGGUUAUCGAUGGUAA